CGCUGAUGUAAUUUUUUUUUUCUUCCUACAAGAGUUUGUUGGUUGGUCCAGUCGGAGCCGUUUAACAUCUGACCUCGCGUGAUGAUUAGAUUAGUUAUUAUUAGUUAUCGCACGAUUAGAUCGUUUAGUUUGUAAGAAUCGACUGUUAUUAUGGCUUCCUUGGUCGCGGAUUACGGGACCUCCUCCGGCUCGGACAGCGAGACGAACGGUGACGUUUCGGAUGAUGCCUUUAAGGGUGUUGACAAGGUGGAGUCGGAAGAGGAUGAAGAAGAGGAAGAGGAUGAUAAUGAUGAGAACAGCAACUCGCAUAAUGAUGAGAACGGACACGUGAGAAUAAACGAAACAACAGCUUCCAGAGAAAAGCUUCCAUUACCCACGCCGGAUUUCAAUAACGCGUCCACGUUGUUGAAGACUUCGGUAUUCUCGAAUCCGUUCGUCGAAGCGGAACGAGCGAAGAGCGCGAUCCUGGAGAAGCAUGUCAAGAUGACGCCCACGUUAGACGACACCAAGAUGAUAAACGGCCGUAAGAUCUGUUGGAAUUAUCGGAAAGGCCGUUGUCGAUUCGGUCAUAACUGCACCUUCGCCCACGACUCGGAUCUUCAUCGCAGCGCGGCUGAAUUGGAGGCUCUGCGGACUCCGCAGGAGACACUGGUCUGCCAGACUCGAUACAACGGACAGCAACAGCAGACAUCACCGACCGCAAACGACGAGGAAAACGAGGUGGAUCAGGAGAACAAUCAGACUGCGAACAGAAAACGCAAAAAGAGGCCCGGCUUGAGCCAAUUGUUGCUUCCAAGUAAGAAAGUUUUUAAGCUGUACAAAGCGCAACAACAACAACAAACCAAAACUAGAUGAAUAACGCUUGUUCAUUUAAUGUAGUGAUAAAAAUCGAAACUGUCUUCUGGCUAACUCGUUACAGGUUGUUCUAUAUGAGAACACGAAUUGAAAAUGGAAAUUUGAAAGAUAAAAAUGUGAAAAAAAUUGCGAAUAAUUUUUAAUUCGCUCUCGUAUUACGCAUAUUUGAUCGAGAAUCGAAUUUCCAUCUUUUAUCAGCAUAAUAGAGGCCAUUAGUGUCUGGCGAUGAAACUAACAAAAUCUCGCGCAAGAUUUAGAUUAGCAUUAAUUAAACGAGCGAAAGCGAUAUAGAUGUAAAAAAUUCCGAUUUAUGCUUCCAAUGCGAACCUAGCCUGCGAUGUGUAGGAUACAAAUUUUAUUCGAGAAACUUUUGUUAUCUCACAUAAAACUGC
This is a messenger RNA of Formica exsecta, 1247 nucleotides long. Its product is annotated as zinc finger CCCH domain-containing protein 65. The record is from RefSeq and is a predicted model, not a curated record. Gene Ontology annotation, molecular function: metal ion binding. NCBI's taxonomy places the organism in Eukaryota, Metazoa, Arthropoda, Insecta, Hymenoptera, Formicidae. Bases 151 to 855 code for a protein of 234 amino acids. The transcript has 2 exons.